Helicoverpa armigera (cotton bollworm) is the source of this 816-nucleotide messenger RNA. RefSeq names its product inducible metalloproteinase inhibitor protein-like. The transcript has 2 exons. The coding region runs from base 106 to 345 and encodes 79 amino acids. The record is from RefSeq and is a predicted model, not a curated record. Lineage: Eukaryota; Metazoa; Arthropoda; Insecta; Lepidoptera; Noctuidae.
UUUAAAUAAAUACCUACUUGUGAACCUUAUUCUGAUAUCUUCGAGAAAAUUAGUAUAAAUAAGGUGACAGGUCGUUUCUGUGAUAGAACUCGGGGACUCAUCACAAUGUUUAAAUCAGCUUUGUUGAUUUUGAGCUGCGUCGUGGUGGCUGUUAUAACGCAGUCAAUAGAAUGUUCAGGGCGCAACGAACAUUACGAGUGUGGUAGUGCUUGCCAAACUACAUGCGCCACGCUGGGCCAGGAAUGCCCUAUUGCGAACUCGCGAUGCAAUGACGGCUGCUAUUGUGACGAAGGUUAUGCAAGAAAUGACGAUGGGGAAUGCAUACCUAUUGAUGACUGCCCCUAGUAGUCAGAGCUUGGUUGGGUCCACGGUGCUAAGUGCAAUAGCAUAAGACAUGUUGUUUGUUUGUCUUCAGAUGUUUACUUUUUGCAUUUAUGUAAGUUUAUCAUAUAGGGUCAUUUCGCCUGUUCGCGACCAUCGCCCAGUUCGCGUCCAUUUUGCCGAUCUCCUUUAAAAAAACUUCGAAAACAAGAUAAUUAACACACCAAUCAAACGAAAGAUCAUUACCGCUAAUACGUUAAUGUAUAAGAGGCACGCACAGAUAGACAAAAGUUCUGUGCGUCCAACCAAUCCUUUUAGAAAAAAUAAUUAGUCUAGGCUCUUCAACAAGAAAGCGCAAACACGUUGAAUUUUAGAUAAAAAUUAGUGUGCAGCGGCGUGUUUGAUGGUAAGUUUUAUAUUGUUUUAUGUGAAUUUUAGGAUAGAUAGCUAUUUCUACAGUUUAAUGAUGAAUAAAGGUAUAAUGUUUUUUAUGAA